AUGUCCUUGAGUCUCUCCCGGCGUGUGGCAAAGGUAUUGGUAUCAUGUGGUACCUUAUCCGCAAUCACGCUGCCGGUGAUUUUUUUCUGCAUUUUCCAGUGGCAGUACCAUGUAGAGCGCUUGAGUUACGGCCCGCCGACGACUAACUUGGUUCUGUAUGUCCUGCUGGUUGUGGAGUUCUUUGUUAUGACGCUGAGCAACCCGGGCGUUUUGAAGAAGAAGCAUUUCCCCGCCCAGGCAUAUAACCACUUGACUGGGGCAUACCGGCAGGUGGCGCCCCAGCGGUUCCUGGAGAUCCAGAUUAACGGCCAGGUCAUUAGCACAAAGUACUGCGUGACCUGCCACAUAUAUCGGCCUCCCAGGACCGUCCACUGCUCGAGCUGUGGUGGGUGCGUGCUGCGGUAUGACCACCACUGCCCCUACGUCGGCAACUGCAUCGGCUUCAACAACUACAGGAGGUUCUACUGCUUCGUCGUGACCUGCUGCCUGUACUACUUGGCUAUGCUUGUAUCGUCUGUUUACCGUUUUGUUGGCUUUUUCCCGAAACCCUGGGAGGCCUUCGAGAAGGAACCUGCGUCAUCUCUUUGUACGUUCCUGUCGAUCAUCUGGAACACGUUGGUUCUUUGGCUUGUUUUGGGCCUGUGCUGUUUCCACGUCCUCAUAAUUUCGAGAGGUCAGAGCACGUAUGAUCGCAUAAAGGGCAACUACAUGGGCUUCAAUCCGUUUUACCGAGGUUGCAAGCGGAGCCUCUUCGACAUGUUGUUCAUGAGGCACCGGCUCAUGCGGUUUGUUAACCCCUGGAGCCCCAAAGACAGCGCCAAUUACCUGUUCAGCCCAGGUGCCAUGUUCCCCUCCAAGGAACAGUGGGAGGAGAUGCGUCUGCAGGACAAGGAGUUUAGCGACUCGGCAGUCACUCCGAUGUUGAACACACACGAGAGGAACACGUUGCAGUACAUUAAGACCUUCGGCAAUGCGGAGUUCUCUUUUCUCAACCCGCCUACACUAGGCUACUCUUCAGCCAGUGAUGGCAUUACGCCCGUUACCGCCGCUGUUUAA
Molecule: messenger RNA, 1056 nt
Organism: Babesia ovata
Lineage: Eukaryota; Apicomplexa; Aconoidasida; Piroplasmida; Babesiidae
Product: DHHC zinc finger domain-containing protein
Exons: 1
Coding region: 1-1056 (351 amino acids)
Biological process (GO): protein targeting to membrane; peptidyl-L-cysteine S-palmitoylation
Cellular component (GO): endoplasmic reticulum; Golgi apparatus
Molecular function (GO): protein-cysteine S-palmitoyltransferase activity
Source: RefSeq, a predicted model, not a curated record